UCCCCUUCCUGGCGUCCGCAGCGCAGCGCAGCCUCCUGAUCUCCUCCGCUCCGCCCACCCACUCCUCCCCUUCCUCGGCAGAUCCCCCGUCCCCCGUCCCCAUGGGCCAGUUCCCCUCCGCGCCCCGCCGCAGCAAGCCUCCGCCUCCGUCCCCCGUCCUCCCUCCGCCGCCGCAGCUCCUUGCUUCCAUCGCCGAGAUAGGGGAGGCUGCGGAGGACCACACCGCUGACCUCCCAGAGGAGCUCCUGGCCCUGGUCUUCGGCCUUCUCGGCUCCGGCGACCGCAAGCGCUGCUCCCUCGUCUGCCGCCGCUGGCUCGCCGUCGAGGCCGCCUCCCGCCUCCGCCUCGCGCUCGACGCGCGGUCGCCGCUCCUCGACGCCGCCGCGCUGCCCCGCCUCCUCGCGCGCUUCCCCGCCGUAUCCAAGCUUGCGCUCAAGUGCGACCGCCGCGCCGACAGCGUGGGAGACCCGGCCCUCGCGCUCAUCGCCGACCGCCUCGGCCCGGGCCUGCGACGCCUCAAGCUACGCUCUCUCCGCGCCGUCACCGACGACGGCGUUGCCACGCUCGCCACCGCGGCCGCCAACCUCCGCAAGCUCUCCGUCGGGUCCUGCGCCUUCGGAGCCAAGGGAAUCGAGGCCGUCCUCCGGUCCUGCCUCCAACUCGAGGAGCUCUCCGUCAAGCGCCUCCGCGGCCUCGCUCACUCCGAGCCUAUCGCCGUCUCCGGCCCUCGCCUCCAGUUUCUGUCGCUCAAGGACCUCUACAACGGGCAGUGCUUCUCCUGUUUAAUCACCCAGUCUCCCAAUCUCAAAACCCUCAAGAUUAUCCAUUGCUCGGGCGACUGGGACCCCGUGCUUCUGGCCAUCCCGCGAGAGGCUUCGCUGGCCGAGCUUCACCUCGAGAAGCUUCAGGUCAGCGACCGUGGUGUAGCCCCCUUAUUUGGGCUCGAGGUAUUGUACCUUGCCAAGGCGCCGGAGGUCACAGAUAUUGGGUUAGCCGCCCUUGCCACCAAGUCGCCACGCCUCCGCAAGCUGCAUGUGGAUGGAUGGAAGGCCAACAGGAUUGGUGACCCUGGGCUCGCCGUAGUGGCACAGAAAUGUGCCAGCUUGCAGGAAUUGGUCCUUAUUGGUGUUAAUUUGACAUCAGCCAGUCUUAAAUUGAUUGCUGCCAACUGUCCCACCCUUGAGCGGCUUGCGCUGUGCGGGUCCGACACGUUUGGAGAUGCAGAGAUCUCAUGUGUUGCAGCCAAAUGUGUUGCUUUGCGUAAGCUGUGCAUCAAGGCAUGUCCUGUGUCUGACACGGGGAUGAAUAAGCUUGCCGAAGGCUGCCCACGCCUUGUCAAGGUUAAGGUGAAGAAGUGUCGUGGGGUGACAUCCGAGUGUGCUGAGCGGCUCCGGGCUAGCAGGAAUGGAGCCCUUGCUGUGAAUUUUGAUGUGCCAAGUGGUGCUGGUGAGUUUCAGGAUGCUCGGAGUGUGGACGAGAGUGGGGUGCUGGACAAUGCCGGGAGUGAUGUGCUGCCAGAGGAUUUGGACGAUCGGAUAGGAGGUCUGGACCUUUCAACCGGGAGCAGCGGCAGGCCGUCAAGAUGGAAAGCACGGAUGGGUGCUUUGAUGCUGAGGAGCUUGUCUGUUUCCAUGUUCCGGAGGCGUACGAUUAGAACCUGCUAUACGACUCAUGAGUCAUGAGAAUUGGGUGCCAUGGUUACUCCUUUAGCCUUUCGAUUCUUUUAUGUUUGUAUGUUAAAUUAAUUGGUGCUGUUGCUCGUUGUAUCAAUGUUUGUCUCACUGGAUGGUUCCAUGCUGUUCUCCCUAAUUUCUGUUAGGAAAUUUAGUUUAUAUUGCCAGGCAGUUCGGUUGAAGGAUACUUAAUAUUUGAUUUUCGUCCUAGUAGCAGGGAUUCAUGCAAUUGCAUGCUGUAAUCUUCUCAGAAAACAAUUGUUUGAACAGAAAAAUAUGAUGUGGAAACAAAGCCAUAUGGUCAGGCUCAAAAGUUCUGGUUUUGUUUGGAUAUUAGUAUCCAUGGCCUGCAAAUGUGAAAAUGUUUAUGUGCUUUAAAAUACAAGGACAACAAAGCUAUUAUGCCUAGAUAUCAACUGUACAUAUAUAGCAAAGAAGCUGAGAUCAAGAAAUUAUCUGGGUGAAUAACUGAAUAUACUUUGUGCGCUUGUUUUUUUUUUUUUGUGUGAAAGUAGAUACCUCUUUUCUAUCCGUUCACAUACUUGAGUAUGGAAAAACUAAGCCCAGAUUAAAGUUGCAUAAUCUUCUCUUUUUAUUCUUUAUUGAGUAUUGUAGCUUCUGUGGAGAGGAUGUGGUGCAUCCACUAUUGUUUGGGAUGUUAACAGAGUGGGACGGAAAUUAAGUCUUCAUGAUCUUUGUUCAUGCGAUGGUGACAUAUGAUAUGGAGAUGGAUUUCAGGAGGAUGUCUAUUUUUAGUAUUAUUAAAACAGUAGCAUUAAUUUUUU
Phragmites australis (common reed) is the source of this 2458-nucleotide messenger RNA. RefSeq names its product F-box protein At1g47056-like. The transcript has a single exon. Gene Ontology annotation, cellular component: SCF ubiquitin ligase complex. Gene Ontology annotation, biological process: SCF-dependent proteasomal ubiquitin-dependent protein catabolic process. The coding region runs from base 102 to 1682 and encodes 526 amino acids. The record is from RefSeq and is a predicted model, not a curated record. Gene Ontology annotation, molecular function: protein binding. NCBI's taxonomy places the organism in Eukaryota, Viridiplantae, Streptophyta, Magnoliopsida, Poales, Poaceae.